Molecule: messenger RNA, 2834 nt
Organism: Paramuricea clavata
Lineage: Eukaryota; Metazoa; Cnidaria; Anthozoa; Malacalcyonacea; Plexauridae
Source: the annotation of a GenBank genome assembly
GAAUACCCACAUCUUAAAUUAUUGCUUGCUGUCGGUGGCUGGAAUCAUGAGAAUGGAUUGGGAAAAUUCUCGGCCAUGGUGAAGACGGCCCAGAAUCGUAAGAUUUUCAUCGAUUCAUCAAUCGCAUUCCUUCGCAAAAACGGCUUCGAUGGUUACGACUUGGAUUGGGAAUAUCCAGCCGGUCGGGGAAAUUCACCCCCGGGAGAUAAACAACGAUACACCGCUCUCUGCGAUGAGCUCUUGGCCGCAUUCGAGGAAGAAGCCGCGGAGUCUGGUAAAGAGCGCUUAUUGUUGUCGGCCGCAGUUCCAGCUGGCUACAAGACCAUUGAUGCAGGCUAUGAAGUCGAUAAGAUUGCGAAGAGCCUGGAUUGGAUUAAUCUGAUGACAUAUGAUCUCCAUGGUAAAUGGGACAGAAAAACUGGACACCACACGGCCAUGCUUGGUAGCGAUAAGCUCACUGUGAGGUAUGGAUUGUACACACCACUUAUGUUUUAGUCUUUUCUUUAACGCGCUGCUCGUCACUGCUAAAUCAGAGGGUCCUGAAGGGGUAAAAUGGGAACUGGGAUUUGCUCAUUUUUGGGUGGAAAAAUGGGAUUUCAUGCACUGGGACUGGGAUUCAUCAGAAAAAACCCCAAUAGAAAAUGGGAAUGCGAUUAAGAUUUGAGCAGGACAGCCACUGAGAUGAUGGAAUUUGUGCUCUGGGACAAUGGGAUUUAGUCAAAAUUUGGGCUGGGAAAUGGGAAUACGACCCCCCUUCAGGACCCUCAAAACAAGCAUGCUACUGCAAAUGUGUGCUUAAACGGGUGAGCUAGUUUCUCCUGUACUUUGAGGGGUUUUUUGAGUAAUCGCGCGUUCUCCGCUUGUAUUCUAAAAGCUCACUCACACUCAAUGAGUGGAGGUUCAAUCUGAACUUCUCUUGAUUGCCAAUGCUGUUUUUGAAUAGCUGAAGGGUUAGUGUCGUAACUUAUUCUGUGACUAUUCAACCGAGAAUAUCAGUUAUCCAACUCACUUCAAUUUGACUGACAAUACGUACAUGUUACAGGUAUGCUGUGGAACACUGGAUGAAACUCGGUAUGCCAGCUCAAAAGAUUGCCCUUGGAAUGGCAACGUACGGACGUGCAUUCAAGCUCACCAAUCCCAACAAUAACGGUCUGAAUGCCCCAAGCAAUGGAAACCCAGUACGAGGUAAAUUUACCCGUGAAGCAGGAUUCUUGGCGUACUACGAGAUUUGUAAAAUGCCGCUGACAGUGGUAAAGCAGAACGCCGCUGGAGCACCGUACGGAUAUUCUGGCAACGUGUGGGUUGGUUAUGAUACACAAGAGAGUUUGAUGAACGAUAAAGUUGGAUUAAUCAAAGAGAAAGGUACGCAUAGACCAUCUAAAUAUACUCUUUUAUGUGCAUGAGCCUUCUUGGCCUCGUUUUCGUGACUAAAAUUGAAUAGAAUUUUGUAACAGCUGAGAAUUAUAUUAACAAAUAUAUUCUCACUGCAUGGGAGUUCUCCCUCACAAUACCAUAUAAUCUGAAUAUUUAUACAUGAGUCGAGAUGAUCAGUUGGUCAUCCAUCAGAUAUACCACGUGAUUAUCAGACAGUAUAAAAGUAGCACAAAAGUAUUUUUGAGCAUUUGCCACUGAAAAGGAAGGACGGCGCUGAAAUGUUUUGGGAAACAACCCACCUCCCCUCAGCCGCGACACUCCCAGAGCUAGCUUCGCCGCACUCCAACUUUGGCUGAAAAUUAUUUAUCCUCAAACUUAAUAUUCCUUCAGUGCGGGGGAGGCGAGCACUGAGAAUAUAUAGCUAUGUGCAUCACCAUAUAUACAUGUCUCAAACUUAUAAAUAAUUCAUGAGUAAAUUGGCCAAUCAUAUUGCUUUAUUUUGCUCACAUGAUAAUAUUUAAUACCUGGUGAAGUAUAUUGAUCCAGUCCUAGGACUGGAUUAAAAUUAAUUCAGUCCUUGGACUGGAUCUUCUCAUUUCAUGGGAAUAUCCUGAGUCUGCAAUCACGGCUUCAAUUUUUGAAUUGCAGAAUAAUUAAAUGCACUAUCUAGUGUAUAUAAGAUAUCUAUGGUCAUGCAGCAUGCUAUGCUGAUAAUCGUGCAUAUAUUUAAAUAGGUUAAAGACAAUUGCAAUUUCUAGUAAAGGUUCAGAAUAGUGCAAAUCAUUAAAAAUUUACAUGGCAUGACCUGUUAUUAUGACUAGCUUCGCCACUGCUGUUUUACAUAUAUUCUGGCAUGUCCAGCUUUAAAGAGGGCUUCUUGUUAAAAGGCGGGGAGUUGAAAAAAUUUAAUUUUUCCGUGCGCAUAAACAGGUAAAACUUGUUCAGGAGGGAAACUUUCUCGCCUGCACGUGGCACUAGUUAAGCCUGCCCAUUCAGACGCAAUAAUCGAUUACAUGCGGUUAAUACGAACGGAAAAUUCCACCACAUUAUUAUCAUAUUUAUUCGUCUUGCCUGUUUUCUAUAGGUCUUCUUGCAGCUAUGUUUUGGACGCUUGAUUUGGACGAUUUUGCCGGCACUCAAUGUGCCGAGGGAAAAUAUCCACUUCUCACAGCGGUCACACGUGCCCUUGCGGGAGGAGUACUCCCACCUAUGCCACCAAAACCCGUCACAAUGCGGCCCAAACCCAGCACCAUGCCACCCCAGCCAAGCACCAGACCGGUACCGCCCAAACCUGGAUCAUGCCACAGCGUCCCUCCAUUCGAAAGUGCUGCGACUGAUGCGUGGUGCAUAGCCAAUUGCGCCGCAGGGUUCUGCCCAUCGUCUCACUGCAAGUGUGAUUGAGCCAUGUGGACUGAACAUCUCAUUUUAAUGUAUACUAAUAAAAUGGUAAUAAAUAAAUG